CGACGGCAAGCUCUUUUCUCUUUACCGGCAACGUGCCUUACCCGUAAUACGUUUACAACUGCGCAUUACGGCAACCAGCAUUAAAUCCAAUAUUAAUCUUAUCGGUAUAAGACACGAGAAGGCUCCUUCAAUUCCAUACCAACGAAACUUCCCCACGAGUUAGGAUCAACGAGUAGUACUCUGGCCGUCGAAAUCGCAAACCAUGGCCGCCAUACAGCAACUACGAAUAGCCUCAGUAUUCUCUUCCCUCUUCCCGAGAUUAGCGUCGACAAAUUUCAAUACCUCUUUCCGAUCGACCGUCCUUUACACACAACAUGUGCAAGACUCGCGGUUGCCAUCGAUAGCUUCGCUUGCCAUCGCUAUCCCCACUGCCAUUUCGAGUAUACCAUCAACAUUAGGUGAUAUAUGGGAAGGAAUACUACGAGCAGUGCCUAAAAAGAAGACAUCACACAUGAAGAAGAGACAUAGACAAAUGGCAGGCAAAGCUCUGAAGGAUGUCACAGCAUUAAAUAAAUGCCCGGCGUGUGGAGGAAUUAAGAAGAUGCAUACCUUAUGCUCAAGUUGUAUGGGUCGGCUUGGAGGUAUGCUUGAACGUGAUUUCAAAGGAAAGGCAUGAGGAAUGACGGAUUGGUACAAAGGAGGGGACUUUCGAAGCGGAGUCUCACAGUUGUACAGUUCAUCAAAGCAAGUGGAAUUUGUGCAUACCACUGGCGUUUCGGCAUAGGAAUCAGGGGUCUUACAGUGCAUAGAUAUUGAUUAUGAAAUACAUGUACAUUGGAAGUUGCAAGAGGUUGGUGAGGCUUUCCAUACUCAAUCUUCUCAUGGCGUGAUGAUUCCACUCAAUCAAACGUUAUAUUUAAGGUUGUACAUGGCAAGAGUAUAUGAAAUUAAAUAAUAAAAGAUUCUAAAUACAUUAAAUGAUAAAUUCUAAAGUCUAAUAUCCAAGCGAG
Molecule: messenger RNA, 950 nt
Organism: Hypoxylon trugodes
Lineage: Eukaryota; Fungi; Ascomycota; Sordariomycetes; Xylariales; Hypoxylaceae
Exons: 2
Coding region: 203-616 (137 amino acids)
Biological process (GO): translation
Cellular component (GO): mitochondrial large ribosomal subunit
Molecular function (GO): structural constituent of ribosome
Source: RefSeq, a predicted model, not a curated record